UGAAGCUCCAGACCGAGGGCAGACUCCCUCCAGCGAUGUGCGUCUGACAGAGAGCCAAUCCGUGGCACCAGUCUGACUCUGAGAGUCUCUUUAAGAACAUCAGUGCCAUGGAACCAUCACAUCCCCCGUGCCCUCAAUCCUCCGCAGCUUCUUGUUAGUGAGAGCGCGCCUAUAGGGGAUUCAUUUUACGCACGAGCCUCUGUCCUCCUGUUGCGCCAUGGAGAACUCCAGCCUGUCCGGCAGCGACGCGCAAAGCGCAGGUUUGAUAGACUUUCUAUUAUCGGACACUUUGAAGCAGGAUUCUCCAGACACUGCCAUGACCGGAUUACUGGCCAGAGGUGCCUUCUUCUUGGAGGGCAGCGCGUUCAGGACUGCCGCUGGAGCUGUGGCUGACUUUAUGGCUGCCCCGCCGACGGAAUCCCCGCACCUGAUGCCCGCCUUUUGGGAUUCCCCGCUCAGUCACGGAAUCAAUGUGUUUGUGGGACUCGUCCUGUGCUUCACCAUGCUGGGGCUGGGCUGCACCGUGGAUGUCAGCCAGCUCGGGGAACACAUCCGCAGACCGAUCGGGGUGCUGCUGGCUCUGGUGUGUCAGUUUGUGAUCAUGCCUUUGGUGGCCUUUCUGUUGGCUUUAGCCUUCUCUCUGGAUGAUGUGGCGGCGAUGGCUGUUCUAUUGUGUGGCUGCUGCCCAGGAGGAAACCUGUCAAAUAUAAUGUCUCUGCUGGUGCACGGAGAGAUGAAUCUCAGCAUCAUCAUGACCAUAUCCUCCACUCUGCUGGCGCUCGUGCUAAUGCCGCUGUGUCUGUGGAUCUACAGCCGGGCCUGGAUCAACACACCUGUAGUUAACCUGAUGCCCUUCGGGGCCAUCAUCCUGACCCUCUGCAGCACUCUCAUCCCUAUAGGUCUCGGAGUGAUGCUGAGGUACCGCUACACGCGGGUGGCCGAUAUUGUUUUGAAGGCGUCUCUGUGGUCUCUGCUGAUCACUCUGGUCUUACUCUUCAUCCUCACUGGAGCGAUGCUGGGACCUGAACUCCUGUCCACCAUCCCACCCUCCGUCUACGUGGUUGCCAUCCUCAUGCCUCUGUGUGGCUAUGCCGCAGGUUACGGCCUGGCCGUCCUCUUCGACCUGCCGCCCAACAGCCGCAGGGCCGUCUCUCUGGAGACCGGGUGCCAGAACGUACAGCUGUGCACCGCCAUCCUGAAGCUGGCCUUCCCCCCUCAGCUGAUGGGAGGGAUGUACAUGUUCCCUCUGCUGUACGCCCUGUUCCAAGCAGCCGAGGCCGGCAUCUUCAUCCUGGCCUACAGGAUGUACAGGAAGAACGUCCUGCACAAACCAGACCCCAUGCGGGACAGCGAGGACAUAACAUACCAGAGGUUUGAGGAUGAGGACUUUGACUCGUCUUAUGGUGCCGUGACAGUGAGCGACCCAAACACCAUCAUGUUGGACCCCUGCCCUCCUGAUCCCACUCCUGUUUAAUGUGCAAAUCAUGAGAAUCAGUCCUCUACAGGAGCAGAGUGAGACAUGCAAGAGGAGUCAUCGUCAUGUAGAAAAACCUGAACAACAGGAGGACAUGAAGGGGAAUUCAGAGAGUGAGUCUGACUGCUGAAAAAAAAAAGGUGCUUCACGUCAUCCAUUUCAUUUAUUCAAUUUGAAAACGACCAGAUUCAAACAUCAUGAUGGGGGAUGUUCUGAUACCGGUACUCUUAAUGCCUCUGAUACAGCCUUAAGACCCUUAGUAGGCCUCUUUAGAUCAUUCAGAUCAUGGAUGUAUCAUUGCAGAAAGUAACUUGAGUUAGUAGCUGGGUUCCUUGCUAAAUAGAAGUAUUUUGCUCUGGGCUUUUUUUGCAGAUUCAGGCUGCUAGCUGAGCUGCUGCUUAGUUUUUGGGUGCUCUGUGUAAUUCUUGGACACAUGUCCUCCUCUGUUUAACUGUCACAAGGAUUUGAAUCCAAGAAAAACAACCUGCUGAGGUCCUUCCUCCUCCAAAACAAACACAUCUGGUAUUCAAAAUAUUAAAAAGAAAAUCAAAGUCGCUCAGAAGUUCUUUACUGUUCUUAUUUGAGCACCUGAUUGGUUCUCAGGUGUUAUUUUCUUUAAGGGUGUUUAAAAUGGUAUCAGAGCAUCUCUAAUCAAACGUUGAACACACUGCUGUGUCACCUGUAGAGCUAUUUUCAUCAGCUAAUUUGUGAAUGUGACAUGAUCAGUCAAUCACAACAAAGCAAAACUUCACUCAUGAACAGUGCUUUAAAACCCUGAGAGUGUGUGCAUGCAUGGCUUCAGUCACUUCCAGGGAUGUGUUCAGACCUCCUGAGGGUCAGUGCUUAUUAAUGAGGGGUUCAAAUUUAUGUUGGUUUAUCAAACUGUCCGAAAAGUAACUCAAGGAAACGUGUGAGUGAGAAACUUGAGACAAACAUAUCAGACUUAUCAUCCAUAGCAGUGCCAAUCCAGUCUCUGUGCUCUACAGAUCCACCAGUCUGAACAAACUGUACAUUAUGUGUAUAUUCUAAACAGAUGUAUCCAGAGAAUAAAGUAUGUAAAGAAACUGA
Molecule: messenger RNA, 2542 nt
Organism: Notolabrus celidotus (New Zealand spotty)
Lineage: Eukaryota; Metazoa; Chordata; Actinopteri; Labriformes; Labridae
Gene: slc10a4
Product: solute carrier family 10 member 4
Exons: 3
Coding region: 218-1474 (418 amino acids)
Biological process (GO): bile acid and bile salt transport
Cellular component (GO): membrane
Molecular function (GO): bile acid:sodium symporter activity
Source: RefSeq, a predicted model, not a curated record